UUAAAUACAUAAAUUCGUUUUAGUUGUAUAAAUAGUUAUCUUAUUAAUUUAAAUAAAGAAAUAGAAAUUCAAUUUUGUUAAGUAGAAACCAAUAAGCAAGAAAAAGGAAGCCUUUUAGAAAGACAUGAAGCUAUAAAAUAAAUUUAAUAACUAUAUCGGAAAAGUGUAUAAUAUAGAUAAGAAUAUUUAAAAGUCUAAAAAUAAUGUGCAUAAGAAAAAACCAAGUGAUGAAAUUUUAUACAGCUCGUUAACAUAGAUUGAUGAUAAGAUGAAUUAAUUUAGAACGGAAUAUUAACUAUCUCUAAAUUAAUCUAAUAAACUACAUAUUAUAAAAAAAAGGCAAGCUGUUAAUUUAAAAUCUACUGAUGCUUCUAUGCUAGCUACUUCAAUAUAAGCAUUUUUAUGUGCGUAAAAAUAAUUUAAUCAUAAUACUUCACAUAAAAAGAGUAGCCAAUUUGAUAAUCAGCAAAGUAUAAUUUCCGAAAGAUAGUAAAAUUAAAGUAAAUAACACAGAGAAAAGAAACUAGUCAAUAUUUAGAAUACAAGUUAUUCAAAAGAUAAAGAAUACAAUUGUUAUUCUAGCAGAUCUCUCCUAAAAUCUCCUAAAAAUGAUAUAAUGCAUUCCCACUCUUACACAAGUAGAGUUAAUGACAGAAGUUCUACUUUGAUUUAAAAUUCUUUUUUUGGUAGUCCUAAAACCUAAGUUUAAAUAACUUCAAAAGUUUAGAUAAAUAGGCCAAGCACUUCCAUGAAUAGAAGCUAAUAAAAAUUAAAUUAAACAUACCAGUAAGUUUAAUAAUCAAAUAUUUUAUAGAAUUAGUAAUAAGUAGAAGAAAAUACUCGAAAGUUUUCUGAUUACUUAAUUAAAACGAAAUAACAGUAGGACGAAGUAAUUCAAAAAACAUCUAAUUUUAAAGAUAACUCAAGUAAUUAGCAAAGCCCCUAAAACAAAAACAGAUCUAUUAGUUUGCAGGACAAUAAUGAAGAUUGCAAUGAGCAGUCUUUGACCUAGCUCUUUGGGAAUCAACUAAUAUCCUCUUUAUUAUAAUCUCUUGUAAUCAAUUAAAUUAAUAAAAUUUUUGGAAUUUAAUAUAAUGUGUAAACUGGAGUUUCUAUAAGUUAGCAAAUAAUUAAUUUAUUUGAUGUAGAUAUUAAAACCCUCAAAACAUUCAAAAGCUUUUCAGAAAGAUAGGACUACUUGAUAAAAAAAAUGGAAGAAAAAAUAGAUUAAUUGCUGGAGCAGCAAGAAAGAAGAUCGUAUGAGAGACAAAACAUCCUUAAUGAAUAAACUUAUAAAUAUGAGCUAUAAAAUGAAAAUAAAAAUAGAUAAAAUUAAGAUAACUUCUAAUGGUUGAAAUUAAAAUCUAAAUACGAUGCCUUUAAAAAGAAAUUAAAGACAAUCAUGAUCGAGAAAAUAAGUCUGUAUCAGAAUCAAGUUUAAAUUGUUGAGUUAAUAGAAAAAGAAAUGUAAAAUUCUUAGAAAUAGAAGAAAAAUUAAAAUGAGUCUAAUAAUGAACCAAUUCAAAAAGAAAACAAAAAAACUCAUGGUAGAGAAAAAAUUGAUAAUUUAAACCAAUUAAAUAUUAUAGAUGCAAGGUCAAUCAUUCAUAAGCUUAAUGCUAUUCAAGACUUUUCAUACAAAAAUGGAGACAGAAAUCAUUAAAUAAAAUAUUUUUCUAACAUCAAAAUGCUAGCAGAUAUUUAGAAAGACAAAAAGCUUUGCCUUCAAACUUAAUCAUAUGCAAAUUAAUUUUAAAAUUAUCUAAACGGUGGAUGGGAUGAAGAAAAAGAAAAGUUAUACUAAGCUUGCAAGACUUAAGCUGUAUAGAAAUAUCUCAAUACAAGUUUUGAUAUUAGUAAUGUAAACUAACUAAUGCUUUAACCAUUCGUUUAAUAAAUUUAGAAAUCUAUACCUUAAUAGUUUAACAGAGAAGAGCUAAUUGAAUAGUACCGUAGUGGUGUUAAUUUAAAAAAAGAAGAAUAUGAAUUUAUUGCAAGUACUAGCAAAUUGUUAAAUUUAUGUAUAGAUAAGUAAUUUACUCAAAAAGCAGUUGAUUUAUUAAGUGGCAAUAUAGUUGAUUAUUUAGAGAGAGAUUUAGCUGAAGAUAUCAUAAUGAAGCACGAAAUAAUAGUAGAUAAUCUAAAGAGAUUUAGAAAUGAUUAUUUUAAAGCUAAAAAUAAUGUAUUGCAAAAGAAAUUUAAAGAGUAAAAAAAACAAUAAAUGGAAAAAGAAAUGAAUUAGAAAAGAUAAAUAGAAUAAAAAAAAUUUUUAAGAAUAGUUAAAAAUAGAUUGACUAAGCUAAUUGAUUAAAAUCCCAUAAAGUAAGCAUCUUAUAAGAAUUUUUUUAUAAUAUUGUUUGCUCACAAGUUAAAAUAAAGAUUGCAAUAUGCCAAAACUCAUAAAAAAGUAUAUGCAUCAAGAUUUAAUCCAGAUGCAAUUGAGUAGAUGGCUAAGUUAAAGGAAAAAGAGCUUGUUAAAUAAAAACAAUAAGAAUUCAUUAAAAAGAUUUCUCCUUCAAAAGAUGUGAUAGAAAAAAUGAAGCAGCAAAAUUCAAAAAUGCAUAAUGUACAUCCUCCAUCGAUAUUAUCUUACUUCAAGCCAAUUGACAAACACUCAGAUUAAUAUUACUUAGAAUACUAACAGCAAGAGAAACUAUUAUAGCACAUGAAACCUUAAAUAGAUAACUUCAAAUUGAAAAUGAAGGAUGAAAGAGAUUAGGAAAAGUUUCUUAAAUUUUAUUCUGGAGGACCAAGUCAAAAUAUAAAUUUUAAUGCUAAAGAUAAGUAUGAAAAUUUAUAUUAAUAGCAUAUUGAUAAGAUAAUUAAGAUACAGAAAUUAAUUAGAAAAAAAAGAAUCCUAAAUGUCAUCAAAAAUAUUAAGGAAUAGGAAUUUCAUAAAAAAGUAGAAGAGCAUGAGUAGAAACUAUAUGAAUUUUUAGGAAAAUAUUCUCCAUACUAAAAGACCAUGAGAAUAAUUUAUACUUCUCUUAAAAUAAAAGAGCAGCAAAAGAAAAAAUAAGAUGAAAAAUUAAACAAGCAGUUUGUUUUAAACUUAUCUAUUUAAAAGAGCAGAUCAAUUUCUGAAAGUGACUCAGUUACUUCUCCUAAAUCUAGAUUUAACAUUCAAAACACUAUUGAGAAAGAAUAAUAAUUGAAACGCAUUUCAAAUGCCUUAACAAUUUAUACUAAUGAUACUGAUGACAUAAAACAAUCUAAUAGUUAAAUAGAAGAGAAUAAUUCUAAUUGCAAUUUAGCUAAACAAAUAACUAGCAAAAAACCUAAAUUAUUUGUUCCUAAGCCUCAUUCAAAUUUAGCUUAAAUGAAAUUGCAACUUUAAUAAAAUAGAUAUGAAAAAUCUAAAAAAAAAGAAGAUAGUUUAAAUGAAACCGUAUCAACAAGAAGAAAUACUUUAUUUUCUAAAGAAUCUUCUCAAAUUAAUCCUAAUACAUAGUCCCCUAGAUUAAUAAAAACAUUCUCGGGAGUUGUAAAGUAAGACUUUCUUUUAAAGUAGUAAAAACUGAUACAAAGUGCUAAGUCGAACUUUUUCAUAGCAAUAAAAAAUUGUGGUUUUAUUUUUUCACCCUCAGAUACUAUGAUAAAAGAUGAAGAAGGUAAUAGUCCACUUUAUUAUGCAGUUUUAAAUCAAAAUGAAGAAUUUGUUAACUGGUUACUAAAAAAAGGUGCUUCUCCUAAUUAAAUAUGCUCUCAAGGAAACACUCCAGUUCACAUAGCUUUUAACCAUAAAAAUUUCCAAAUAAUUCAGAGUUUACUUAACUAUGGAGCGGACAUAAAUAAAGUGAACAUAUAAGGAUUUACUCCAAUUGCCAAUUGCCCUUAGUACAUGAUUGAUAAAUUAGAUUUAUCUAAAUGUGUUGUUUAUUCUUCCAAAUAAAAAUUUGAAAGAAAUAUCACUAAUUUUGAUAAUUCAUAAUAUUUUUACCAUAAUUAAUAACAAGAGUUCUAAAUUGAGCGCUUACAACUAGAAAAUUUUUAUCCUUUAGACUAAUCUGUAAAUAGGACAAUAUUAUUGAAAGAAAAUAAAAGUGAAUGAAUGAAUAAAUGAUAAAUAUAUUUGCACACUUUUUUGAUACAUAAAUUCUCAUCAAUUUAAUAACUUAAAAAUAAAUAUAUUCAAAUAUAAAUAUUAACUUUAUUUUU
Messenger RNA from Tetrahymena thermophila SB210, 4158 nucleotides. Its product is annotated as ankyrin domain protein. The record is from RefSeq and is a predicted model, not a curated record. Gene Ontology annotation, cellular component: cytoplasm; nucleus. NCBI's taxonomy places the organism in Eukaryota, Ciliophora, Oligohymenophorea, Hymenostomatida, Tetrahymenidae. The transcript is spliced from 12 exons. Gene Ontology annotation, molecular function: protein binding.